Molecule: messenger RNA, 1938 nt
Organism: Perkinsus marinus ATCC 50983
Lineage: Eukaryota; Perkinsozoa; Perkinsida; Perkinsidae
Exons: 1
Coding region: 1-1938 (645 amino acids)
Source: RefSeq, a predicted model, not a curated record
AUGUUCCGCUUCGCUCUCUAUGCCGUCAGCCUCUGGCAGGUCGCUGCUGAUGAGCAUAAGGCGGUUAAUGCUACCGGAUCCCCAGCGAGGCUAUUAAUGGACGUCAUCACGGCUAUUACUACUGAGGCUCCUACUAUUCCAAUUCUCGCUGAAGCUCCUAUCCUCACUACGACUGACGCACCACGGCCUACGAAGUCCACAAGGCCUACGGAGCCCACACGACCUACCAAGCCCACAAGGCCCACUGAACCCACAAGGCCUACGAAGCCCACAAGGCCUACGGAGCCUACACGACCUACCAAGCCCACAAGGCCCACUGAGCCCACAAGGCCUACGAAGCCCACAAGGCCUACGGAGCCCACAAGGCCCACUGAGCCCACAAGGCCCACUGAGCCCACAAGGCCUACGAUGCCCACAAGGCCCACUGAGCCCACAAGGCCUACGAAGCCCACAAGGCCUACGAAGCCCACAAGGCCUACGAAGCCCACAAGGCCUACGAAGCCCACAAGGCCCACUGAGCCCACAAGGCCUACGAUGCCCACAAGGCCUACGAUGCCCACUAUGCCUACCAAGCCCACUAGGCCUACGAUGCCCACUAGGCCUACGAUGCCCACAAGGCCUCACUGCAAGAACGGCAAAUGUGAUAAUCUCAACACGAAUCCUGAUAAAACGAAAACUGAAUACCCAGAAGGUUGGUCUACUACUGAAGCUCCCACGGAUGUGACCGCUGAGGCCGUUGAAGCUACUACCACCAGCACCUUUGCUGCGGUUACUACCAUUGAAGCUUAUAUUGCCGAGUCUUCUGCGACUGGAGCACCCACGGAGUAUGUUACCACUACGACUGUUACUCCCCUGUUGGUCUUCACAACAACUGGAGUCCCUGUAGAGGCUACUACUGAAGCCCCUGUAGAGGCUACUACUGAAGCCCCUGUAGAGGCUACUACUGAAGCCCCUGUAGAGGCUACUACUGAAGCCCCUGUAGAUGCUACUACUGAAGCCCCUGUAGAGGCUACUACUGAAGCCCCUGUAGAUGCUACUACUGAAGCCCCUGUAGAGGCUACUACUGAAGCCCCUGUAGAGGCUACUACUGAAGCCCCUGUAGAGGCUACUACUGAAGCCCCUGUAGAGGCUACUACUGAAGCCCCUGUAGAGGCUACUACUGAAGCCCCUGUAGAGGCUACUACUGAAGCCCCUGUGGAGGUUACUACUGAGGCCCCUGUAGAUGCUACUACUGAAGCCCCUGUAGAUGCUACUACUGAAGCCCCUGUAGAUGCUACUACUGAAGCCCCUGUAGAGGUUACUACUGAAGCCCCUGUAGAUGCUACUACUGAAGCCCCUGUAGAGGCUACUACUGAAGCCCCUGUAGAGGCUACUACUGGAGCCCCUGUAGAGGCUACUACUGAAGCCCCUGUAGAUGCUACUACUGAAGCCCCUGUAGAGGUUACUACUGAAGCCCCUGUAGAUGCUACUACUGAAGCCCCUGUAGAGGCUACUACUGAAGCCCCUGUAGAGGCUACUACUGAAGCCCCUGUAGAGGCUACUACUGAAGCCCCUGUAGAGGCUACUACUGAAGCCCCUGUAGAGGCUACUACUGAAGCCCCUGUAGAGGCUAUUACUGAGGUCCCCGUUGAUGCUACUACUGAGGUCCCUGUAGAGGCGAUAACUGAAGCCCCUGAAGAAGCUACUACUGAAGACCCCACUGACGCUACUACUGAAGUCCCUAGGGAGGCUACUACUGAAGCCGCUGUGGAGGCUACUACUGAAGCCCCUGUAGAGGCUACUACUGAAGCCCCUGUAGAUGCUACUACUGAAGCCCCUGUAGAGGCUACUACUGAAGCCCCUGUAGAUGCUACUAGUGAGGUCUCUAUCGAGGCUACUACUGAAGGUCCCACUGACGCUACUACUGAAGCUACUACUGAUGCCCCCAUCCUUCUUUAG